Messenger RNA from Microplitis mediator, 2234 nucleotides. RefSeq lists its product as uncharacterized. The record is from RefSeq and is a predicted model, not a curated record. The transcript has 4 exons. Lineage: Eukaryota; Metazoa; Arthropoda; Insecta; Hymenoptera; Braconidae. The coding region runs from base 168 to 1211 and encodes 347 amino acids.
AAGAGAUAGAGGGUGUUGCUGUGCAUAACCGUCUAUCAUACAUGAAUAUGUAUAUAUACACUGAAGUAUACAUUUAUAUGGCAGCCACGAUUGUUGUUAAACAAGAGUUCAGUGAGUGAAAGAGUGAAACAGAGUGAUUUUAAUAUUCAAAAACAAAAACAAUUAAAAUGAUCGAGAGUGAAAAUGAAUCUGACGAAAAUUCUCCGCCACGCAAACAUAGAAAGCUUCAUUAUGAACAAAAAUAUUCCAAAAUUUGUGAAAAAGAAUCAGAGUACGCAGGUUGGAUAAAGCCUAGCAAUAGAGGAAAUCAAUUCUUUUACUGCACAGCAUGUAAUUCCAAUUUAAAGUGUGGUGGAGGAAAGUUUACAAUUUCUAAGCAUGCUCAAAGUCACAAACAUAUUAGUAAUAUUAAAGGUACUAUCCAUCAGCCACCUAUUACUUCAAAAUUUAGCCAAUCAUCAAAAUCUUUCGAAGAGAAAGUUAAAUCGGGCGAAAUGAAAAUGGCAUGUUUUCUAGCAAAAAAUAACCUAUCAUUUAACGUCGCAGGUAAUCUAAAGAAUCUUAUCCAGUCAGUAUGUCCAGAUUCAGAAUUGGCAAAGCAACUUACAUUUGGUAGAACAAAAGCUCAUGCUAUAGUGACAAAUGUUACUGGGAAAGUUGCAUAUGAAAAACUAUUGGAUAAACUGCGAAAUGGAAAAUUCUCUUUAAUAGCUGAUGAGAGUACUGAUAGAUCUACUAUUAAACACAUGGCUUUAAUUGUACGGACUGCGACGGAUUUUAAAGUUGAAGAUAGCUUUUUAUGCUUGUUACCAGUAUCAGAUUGUACUGCUGUCGCAUUACAUCGGACUUGCAAGGAAUUUUUCGAAAAAGAAAAUAUUCCUUAUAAGCAAAAUAUGAUUGGAUUCGCUUGUGACGGAGCAAAUAAUAUGUCCGGAGAUUAUCUUUCAUUAGCAGCGUUGUUCGCUAAAGAUAUACCAAAUUUAUUUAUAAUGAAAUGUAUUUGUCACUCAUUUCACUUGUGUGCUUCUUAUGCUUGCAAAGAACUCCCCCGAGGAGUAGAAGAUUUUGCAAGAGAUGUGUACAGUUAUUUAAAAAAUAGCCCGAAACGACUCAAUGACUAUCAAGACUUCCAGAAAUACUUAAAUAUUAAACCGAACAAACUUUUACACCCCUCACAGACAAGAUGGCUUUCUUUACUUCCGGUCGUGUAAAGGCUCAUCGAUCAACUACCAGCACUGACUUUAUAUUUUCAAAAUGCUGUUUUGGGUGAUAGAUUACUUGCUGCUAAUUCAACAUUGGAAAAAUGCUUGGCUCCUUCUACUGUUCUCUACUUGCAAUUUUUUAAAUUUGCUUUACCAUAUUUUCACGAUCUAAACAAGGAAAUGCAAUCGAAAAGCCCGAAGUUGUUUGUCUUGUACGAAAAAGUGUUUGCGACCUAUAAAACGACCUUGGAGUGUUUUAUUAAACCAGAAUGUUUGGAGUUAUCAGCUGCAGAAAAAGAAGCCAGUACAAAUUUUUCAGCAAGUCUGGAAACUAAAAUUUUAAAUAUUAAAUAUGAAUCAAAGAGAAAUCAUUUACCCUACGAUCAAGUAUACCUGGGAGGUGAUGUCUUAGCGUUGUUAUCACAAGAAGAAUUUGUUCGUGACAUGGGAGAAGCUUAAGUCCACAAUUUUAUACAAAAAUGUGUUCUUUUUUAUACUAUGAGUAUUAAGCAAAUAAGGAAUAGAUUCCCGUUUGAGGAUUUACAGAGACAAAGAUUGAAAAAUUUAUCAUUUUUAAAUCCUCAAUGUUUAAUUGAACAAAAAUCUGUAACUCCUAUUGCUCACUUAAAAAAAUUGUUUCCAGAUUUAUGUCCUUCGAAUUGAACGGAAUUGGGCCGAGAAUGGAGAAUUUUAAGAAAUACUACGCUUCCUUUCAAUACUGCAGAAGAUAUCAGGGUUGAAGAUUUUUGGCAUCAUGUUUCAGCAAUCAAAAAAGGCGAUCAUUCGCAAAUGUUCCCUUUGCUGAGCCAGUUCGUGAAAAAACUGCUUGUGCUUCCGCACAGUAGUGCCAAUGUUGAGAGGCUGUUUUCAGCAGUCAAUUUAUUAAAAACUUCUAGUCGAAGCAAGUUGUCAACUGAUACCCUACAUGGACUUCUACACACCAAAAGAUUCAUCAACGAAAGUUCUGAACAACCUGUACCUACUGAAGCUCAUUAUAAAUUAUUCAACCAGAAUAUGUAUUCUUUUAAAGAA